Molecule: messenger RNA, 3063 nt
Organism: Plasmodium malariae
Lineage: Eukaryota; Apicomplexa; Aconoidasida; Haemosporida; Plasmodiidae
Product: exosome complex exonuclease RRP44, putative
Exons: 1
Coding region: 1-3063 (1020 amino acids)
Biological process (GO): rRNA catabolic process
Cellular component (GO): cytoplasmic exosome (RNase complex); nuclear exosome (RNase complex)
Molecular function (GO): 3'-5'-RNA exonuclease activity; endonuclease activity; RNA binding
Source: RefSeq, a predicted model, not a curated record
AUGCAUACGUUCAGGUUCCUAAACAGAAAGAACGAUCAGCGUGUUCAGAAAUGUUCGUACAAAUGCAGCGCGAAUUAUAGAAUUACAAAAAUAAUAAGAGAAAUAUAUUUAAGAAAUGAUAUAAGCUGCGGGAUAGAAAAAUGUAAAGUUUGUGAAAAUAAAAAGAAGAAAUUUUUAGAUGGAGAAAGAAAUAUUCUUAUUUUAGAUAUGGAUAGUAUAAUUAAAUAUAUGGAUUUUUUAUAUGAAUGUAAUAUUGAUAAUAUAUUAAUUCCAUUGACAAUUUAUGAACAUGUCAGAACAUUCAAUAAAAUAUUAUAUAAAAAAUUACAUGAACUAUGUUAUGAGGUAGAGGAAAAUAUACCAAAUAGUAGUAAAAGAUAUUCUGUUUUCGUGAAUAAAUUUUGUAAAUUUACCUAUGUUGAUGAUAAUGUUCAGGAGAGUACAAAACAAAUACAGGAAAUUAUAAAGAUAGUAAUAUGGCUAAGACACCACAAUCCAAAACUACACAUAAUAGUUAUAAGUAAUAAUUUGUUUUUAAAAGAAGAUUGUGAGAAAAAUGAUAUAUCUUGUUUUACUUUAUUUAAAUAUGUAAAAGAAUUAAAGAAAAAAAGUAAUAAAAAAGAGGGGUCUCCAAUUAAUAUAGACAAGUUAAAAAUAUAUUUUGAAGAUGAUAUGACUAAUGAAAAUAAUAAACACGAUUCGAUGGUAAGAGAACAGGAAGGUAGUCAUAUACUUGUAGAUAAUGACAAAUAUUAUGAUAAAAAACAAACAUUCGAACCACAUUUAAGUAAAAAGGAUAUAAUUCAAAAGCUUCGAGAUAAUGAAAUAGUUAAAGGAGUUUUUCAAAUUAUAUGUGUUAAUAAAAUGGCAUUAGUAAAAGUUUCUGAAAAUGAAGAAAUUGUGAUAAGAGGAGCUAGAAAAAUGAACAGAGCAAUACACAACGAUAUUGUGGUUGUUGAAAUUUUGCAAGAAAGAGGGGAAGUGUCGGAUGUAGAAGAUGAUUAUUUUGAGGAGUUGAUCAGUCCAGAGGAUUCUGAGGAGGAAGAACAGAAGGAAAAAGUAAAAGAGGAAGAAAAGGAGGAUACGCGAGAGCAAGAAAAUACGCCUAAAAAGCAAUCCAUCGUACAGUCAAAAAGAAAAAACUAUCAAUUCAAAGAGAACAAUGAAGAAAGGAAUCAUCCUGGAAAAAAUGAAGAAGAUUCGAAGGAUGAUGGUAUAAAACAAAUACGUUUAAAUGAAAGUAAAAAAAAAUUAUACGGAAAAGUAGUUGGUAUUAUUAGUAGAUGCAGAAGAGAAUAUGGUGGUGUAAUUAAGGCGUAUGAUAAUAAUAGAAAUAUGCACAUAAAAAAAAUGUUAUUUUUUAAAGCUUUCAAUAGCAAAAUACCAUAUAUUAUAAUAAAAAGCAAUUUAGAAGAAGAACUACGAAAUAAAAGAGUAAUAGUUAUUAUAGAUAAUUGGGAUUAUAACUCAAAAUACCCUCUAGGAAGAUGUUUAAGUGUGCUAGGUACUUGUGAUGAUAUUGAAACUGAGACUAAAUUAAUUUAUAAUGAAUAUAAUAUUUCAACGAAAGAAUUUAGUGAAAGUGCUUAUAUGUGUUUACCUCCGAAUAAUUGGAAAAUACCUGAAGAAGAAUAUAAAAAAAGAAAAGACUUUAGAGAUGUUCUAACCUUUAGCAUUGAUCCUCUAGGUUGUCAAGAUAUUGAUGAUGCAUUAUCAGUUGAGGUAAUAGAUGAAAUGAAAAUUAUAAGAGUUGGUGUUCAUAUAGCGGAUGUGUCUUAUUUUGUUAAACAGAAUAGUCCUCUGGAUUUAGAAGCUUCAAAAAGAUGUACUACUGUUUAUUUAAUAAAUCAAAGAGUUGAAAUGCUUCCCAAAUUGUUAACAACAGAUUUAUGUUCACUGGUUGAAAAUGAAGAUAGACUAACUUAUAGUUGUAUUUUUACAUUCGAUACUAAUUAUGAUAUACGUGAUAUUACUGUUUCCAAGUGUAUUAUUAAUAGUAAUAAAUCCUUUUCAUAUGAGCAAGCUCAAAAUAUUAUCGAUGAUGUAAAUAAUACUACUCCUACAGCGCAAGCAUUAAGAAUACUAAAUGCAAUUGCGAAAAGCUUAAAGAAAAAAUGGUCAGAGGAGGGUGCCCUUGAAUUAAGAGGAAAUUCAGAAGUGUUAUUCGAAUUUGAAUCAAACGAUUUUUCUAAAGCCAAAAAUUUAAAACCAUAUGUUAGUUAUGAAACAAAUAAGUUGAUAGAGGCAUUUAUGUUACUAGCAAAUAGGUCAGUGGCAAGAAUAAUUUUUCAAAGUUUUAAAGCGGCUAGUGUUUUGAGAAGGCACCCACCUCCAAAAAAUGAAAAUUUAAAAGAGCUAAAUGAUUAUUUACAAUCAAUUAAUGUAUACGAUUUUAAGUAUAGCACUUCAAAGGAAUUAUCUCAUUCACUUAAUAAUAUAAAUUUAAAAAACGAUCAAAUCUUAACAAAUAUUUUAAAAGUUUUAGUUACGAAAUGUAUGAAUGAAGCAGUUUUUAUAUCAGGGUAUAAUGUACAUAAUAACCAAAUGUUAAAACAUUAUGGUUUAGCAGCAGAUAUUUAUACCUUCUUCACUUCACCAAUUAGAAGAUAUGCAGAUAUAAUGGUGCACAGAAUAUUAAAUCAUAUAUAUGGUAUCGAGAAAUUAGAUAACAAAUAUAUAGACAUCAUUUAUUUAAACAAACAAAUUAGCUUAUUAAAUGAAAAAUAUAGAAAUGCAAGAUUUGCCUCAAGGGCAUCCGUUGAUUUUUUUUCUUAUCUUUAUAUAAAAAAAAUAGGAAAUCAAAUAACUAACGCUGUUAUUAUCAAUCUGAAAAAAAAUGGUAUACAAAUAUAUGUACCUGGAUAUUCUAUAGAAGGUAUCUGUUACUUAAAAAGAAAGGAUGGAUUUAUAUAUGACGAGAAAAGAAAAAGAUUCAACAAAAUUGACGAAAACCAAAGAGAACUUUUCCACCUUAAAUUUUAUGACAACAUACAGGUUCACAUGCAGGUCGACAGUUACGAAAUUAAAUGUCAAAAUCAUUUUAUUUUUAUUAAAAAGCUGUAA